UUCCAAUCUCGGACGCACGCACGCACUGUCGCGUCGGUGUUUCGAUCAGGAAUGGCAGUUUGCUCGCCCCGGACGCAGGGGGGCUGAGUGUGACCAGGUUGCUUGCUAGCGAGAGAGAGGGGGGGAAAGGUUCCUGAGCGAUGGAGACCGCCGUGGGCGGCACUGGGGUGGAUGAUGGCGAUACGACGGUGAAUUAUGAUGGGGAUGGGGACGUGUCGACGGUGCUGCCAGACGAGCUAUGCACUGGUGCGUGUGAUGGGGGGCGAUCGGGCGCAGACAUCGCAGCAUGGAAUGAUAUAUAUACCCUUCGCACGGGCUUCGACGCGCCGGAUGGAACGUUCUCAAGCCUGCAUUGGGCCAUCGCAUCACCCGUCACACCACGUGCCGCCCCGUCCUAUCACAGGACCCGCUUCCGCUUCUGAGAGGCGCUAAACUGGCGCCGUUCCUGGCUUCUUCCAUUCAGGCAUUCCAACCCAUCCGCCGCCCAGAUAGACACUAGGCACGGUGCAGCAGCGUUGCCUGGUCCUCAAAAAUAGACUGAACAUUCCCAACGAUCCACCGACUUCAGAUUGGAAGAGCAGAACAUCACAGACACCGAACAACAGCACGCCUCGCAGCGAACACCCGUGAUCAUCAGAAAUUCGUUCGUUAUAUCGCGCUUUCAUAUCAUUUCGCCCCCAGCCCAGCCCGAGGCGCACGGCAGAGACAACCAAAAAUCGAGACAGAACAACCAGUCGAGGGAGGUCGGGUCGGGUCGGAGCAGGUCGAGGCCUAAGAC
Heterobasidion irregulare TC 32-1 is the source of this 778-nucleotide messenger RNA. RefSeq lists its product as uncharacterized. Bases 141 to 422 code for a protein of 93 amino acids. The transcript has 4 exons. The record is from RefSeq and is a predicted model, not a curated record. NCBI's taxonomy places the organism in Eukaryota, Fungi, Basidiomycota, Agaricomycetes, Russulales, Bondarzewiaceae.